AUGUCGACCGAGACAACCAAACCCAAGGAACCCACUGAUGCGGCAUUGGCAUGCCCGGACAGAGAAGCUCCCGCGCCUCCUAUUCCCCCCCGUGGCGUUCGCACUAAUACCGCUGAUAGCAAAGCCUCGGUCAACAGCAAGUUCACGGAGGUCAUCUCGCCCUCUAACUCGCUGCUCGGACACCCGAAGUCGACGCCGCCACCAACCUUUGAGGACCUCCAACCGGCGCUGGACAAGAUCCCAAAUAGAGAAGUAGUCCCUUUGAUUGAGCGCACGGCUGGACCCCCCCAGGUUCGCCUGGAUGAAAGAAUUGCUGACGGCUCAAGUCUUUUCGGAACUCAAGAGAACCAAUCCUUGUUUGAGAUCGGUAGAUAUCGUUCAUCUAUCGCAGGAUACAUCGUUCCAACCUACGUCCUUCCCGGCAAUGCUUUUCGCACCGCACUCAAAGACCAGAGCCCGAAGGAUGAAGUCAGGCUCGAGUACGAUAAUCUCUGGAUUCAGCUUCAGUUCUUCUGGGACACAAUGAUGCGCAUGCAGCCGAAUCCCGUCACCAGCGACAUUCAAGAGAUCGGGCACGCCGUCGAUCUCAUGGCCGACGUGACGGUUGGACGGCUCAUUGCCGAUAUCCGACCUGGCUACCCGCCAGAGCUCUCUCUCCGCAACAUCAAGGAGCUGAGACGCCGUCUACAGAGACUUGAGUUCGUUGUCAGAUCCGCCGUCAAUUCCUGCGGCAAGGGUCCCAAGAUGUACUGCGGAUGUGCCAUCGGCCUGAAGCGGUACAAGAACAAGACCAGCCUUUGGGCACGCCUCUUCGGGACCCAGGGAGAAGAACCCCAGAUUCCUAAGACCCGGGAGUUCCGGGUUCGGGAUAUCGCUCGCCUCCUGCGCUUGGAGGACUUCCUGACGCAUGUGUCGCGGGAGUUCCAGCGCCAGCUCGGCGUGGUGCCCGAGCCGGAGAGCCUCGUCCUCACAACCAUGAGCUUCAUGGACGAGGAAAUCACCGCCUGUGUCUCGAACAAGGGAAUCACCAACAUUUUGGAUCUGAAGCAUGCCUGGGUUGACAUGAUGUGCUCGCCCAAGUUCCGUCGCGCCGUGGUGAAGGAAGUGCAAGACGUGGUCAACGAUGCCAUCUCCUUCAAGAAGAAGUACGGCCAUGCUGGUCACCGCGACGGCUGCGACCAGAAGGUGGUCAAGUCCAUGAGCUUUGUUCGACAGCUCUCGGGACGGACUCAGUUGGGAGAGAGUUCUGGGUCUCGGGGCAAAUUGAUUUCGAGCCCGCUGCGGACUUUUUUUCACAAGUCGUGAGGAAGUGCGGUUCUGGAUAGGGCGAUACUCUAGAAUGGGUGAUACUCUAGAAUGGGUGACACUCUAGAA
Molecule: messenger RNA, 1374 nt
Organism: Ilyonectria robusta
Lineage: Eukaryota; Fungi; Ascomycota; Sordariomycetes; Hypocreales; Nectriaceae
Exons: 1
Coding region: 1-1305 (434 amino acids)
Source: RefSeq, a predicted model, not a curated record